AUGUCAUCACCAAAAAACUACAAAUUGGAAAUAGUUCCACCAUUACACUUAUCACCUAAAGAAUCGCGAAAUCUUUUGAAGUUUACAGUCAGACAUCAAUCAUCCAAGAGACUAAUUAUUGCCAAAUACUCCUUAUUGAUAUUAGUAGUUAUUUCUUUAGUUACAUAUAUCUCCUACCACAUAGAUAAUAUUAGAAAUGGGGAAUUAGAAUUGUUAAAUUACUUUACAAUCAUUUUACAAAUUGCACUUAUAGGGGCAUUUUACUCGUUACAGCCACCAGAAGAUUCAAUUACAGUUAUGAAAGGAAUUGGGAUCCAGCUCAAUUCAAAGAAAUUAUGGAAAUUUCAAUCCUAUGAUUCAUUUAUUCCAAUAGAAAAUAUGAUUGAUUUAGUUAUACAUGAAGGAUUUCACGAAUACGGUCAAGUAAUCUUUUACUUGUGUGUUUUGACGAAAGCAAAUGGUGAUAAGAAUUCGAUUACUGUGGUAUUUCCUGAAUUUUUACCAAGAAAAGAUAUACUAUUAACUGUAUGGACUUUAAGUAGAGAAUUGUUAUUUGGAAGUACCCAAAGAUACUGGAGAAGAGUUCCAGGACAGGGUCUAAAACAGGUUAUUUAG
Molecule: messenger RNA, 615 nt
Organism: Candida tropicalis MYA-3404
Lineage: Eukaryota; Fungi; Ascomycota; Pichiomycetes; Serinales; Debaryomycetaceae
Product: phosphatidylinositol N-acetylglucosaminyltransferase
Exons: 1
Coding region: 1-615 (204 amino acids)
Biological process (GO): GPI anchor biosynthetic process
Cellular component (GO): glycosylphosphatidylinositol-N-acetylglucosaminyltransferase (GPI-GnT) complex
Source: RefSeq, a predicted model, not a curated record